Helicoverpa armigera (cotton bollworm) is the source of this 1637-nucleotide messenger RNA. RefSeq lists its product as uncharacterized. Gene Ontology annotation, biological process: regulation of transcription by RNA polymerase II. The record is from RefSeq and is a predicted model, not a curated record. The transcript is spliced from 2 exons. Gene Ontology annotation, cellular component: transcription regulator complex; nucleus. NCBI's taxonomy places the organism in Eukaryota, Metazoa, Arthropoda, Insecta, Lepidoptera, Noctuidae. Bases 1 to 1014 code for a protein of 337 amino acids.
AUGACGGAGGUAGAAACUGAAAGAAUUAUUAAUGAAAUUCGAGGUUAUCCCGAAUUAUACCUUAUGGGACAUCCUGAUUACAAGAAUUCGUAUAAAAAAGAAGUGGCGUGGCGAAAAAUCGAGGGAAGUACCGGCUUGGAUGUGAAAUCACUAAAAGCAAAAUGGAAAAAUCUGCGUGAUACUUACAAGAAGUACAAACAGUCUCAACUAACAUUUAGUGGGCAAGCUGCAAAGAAAUAUGCUAAUUGGGUGUGGGCUGAACACAUGAGUUAUGUGGAUUCUACAACAAAUUUACGAUCUACUGAGAGCACUUUAAAUACUAGCCCUCCAAAACUGCAAGCAGCGGAAAAUAAUAAGAUUGAAAAUUUACUUCAAAAUCCAACGGAUAUAGAAGAACGAGUAGAACCUAUAAUCGGAAAUGAGACACAACAAGAAGCACAGGAUGAUGGGUCAGUAAGCAAUAUUUCAGAGACAGGAAGCGAUCUAUAUCGAAGAAGAAGACGCCGAAACUUAGAUCCAUCCGAUAAAAUUAUUAAUUAUUUAGAAAAGAGGAAGAUUGCAAAAUCAUCUACUCCAAAUACAGGUCAAAAUCUAGUUAAUGUAUUGUGUGACAGGCUUGAUAUGACAUUUUUAGGUUUUGCUGACAGUGUCAAGAAACUUUCUUUGAACAACCAAGCCAUUAUUAAAUUACAAAUCAUGAAAUUAAUAACCGAGUAUGAAUUAAAAGAAAUAACAAGUGACAAUAGACCAAACUCUAGCAACAGUACCUAUGUUUCGACUCCAGAAAGUAUUACUCUCGAUGAUCUUAGCAAUCACAGCAAUCGUAACGUCCGUCAACCAUCCACAUCAGGCGUCAACUAUCAUAAUACACUUUCAAACACGCAAAGCCAAACAGAAAAUCGUGACCUCAAUCAGCCGUCCACAUCAGGUGGACCCAUAAUAAUAUACGAACACCUAAUAUCAUCAUUUUACAAUCAUCUGAAAUCAGUGAUCAACACACAUCACAAAUCAUAACUGAUGAAAAAAGUACUCAAAAGUACAUCAUGAUUCAACCAUCAGACCAAAGAAAUGAUAAUAAGGAAAAUAAUUACUUGAGUGCUCAAAGUUGUUUUGCUAAUUGGAACGAGUAAUGAAACAUGUGUGCGAAUUAUCUACUACAUACUAAUCUAAAUUGUAUUUUUUUAAUAAAUAAAUAAACUUACCUUAAACAUAUUGCCAAUCUUUCCUUUGAGGAUAUACUUUCCCUGAAGUUUGUAUUUUUCUUCUGGAUAUAUGGCUGAAGUUGGUUGUGCAAGUAAUCAAAAGUUUCAGGCGACAUUCUAAAAUAAGUGAAAAAACGAUCACUAUGCUGCUGUAGUUCUUUGCAUAAUUUAUUUUCUCCAAGCUUCUUUCUUUUUUGAUUAAUUUCAUGAACCCAUAUUCUUCGUCUUUUUCUUAAUGUCGAUACAAGAAGUAAUAGUUCUUCUUCUUCAGAUUCAGAAAGAAACCAGUCUGACUCAAACGACAUGUUGCACUAAAAUGAAUAGGAAAAUGCGAUACUGAAAUGCGGUGUGAAAACGACCGCUUAAAUUUCGCUUGUUUACCGCUUUUUCCUGUUCGCUAUCGCGGUUUGCGGCGUCAGUGUGCUAACGCCGUAA